Messenger RNA from Medicago truncatula (barrel medic), 949 nucleotides. Its product is annotated as secreted acidic protein 2. NCBI's taxonomy places the organism in Eukaryota, Viridiplantae, Streptophyta, Magnoliopsida, Fabales, Fabaceae. The coding region runs from base 270 to 671 and encodes 133 amino acids. The record is from RefSeq and is a predicted model, not a curated record. The transcript has a single exon.
UCUAGAAAAGUGUUGGAACAUGUCUCUAUUGUUCUAUUGGACAAGCUACUUAAAUUGAGCCAAAUCCUUCUCCUUUAAUUAUAAUGACUAAUGACUACUACUUACUAUAGUCCCAUCCAAGCUUUUGAAUCAUUACCUAGUCACUUUCACAAAAAGUAUCAAACAAGUUAGUUAAUAGUACUACUAUAUAUUUUUUAUUAUAGAUACCCUAGUUGAUUAUAAUUGUUGUAUUGGUUCUAACUCUUGCACAAUUUCAAAUCCAUUCUGAAAUGGACAUAAAAGAUCCUUAUGAAUAUCAUAAGAUUCCUUCUUAUAUGCUUGUUGAGGCCACUGGUGAUUCUGAAGUUGAUUCUAAUGAUCCAACUUUUGAUGAAUUUGGUUAUGAAAUUGGUUGUGCAGAUGAUGAUGAUGAUGAUGCUCAAUCUUGUUGCCAUGAUAAUGCUGCUGAAUUCAAGGGAUAUGAGUCUUUGAAUGAUGAAGAUGAUGACGAAGAUGUGAAGAAGAAGAAGCAAAAAGGUAAUGUUCAUGGUGAUUCAUAUUGUGAAGAUGAUGAGAUGCAAGAAGAGAACAACUACAAGUCUUUUGUGUCUGAUGAUUCUUCAUCAGACCAAGAGUUUGUAGAUGAGAAGGAAAAGAACAGGCUCUUUUGGGAAGCUUGUUUGGCAUCUUGAUUGUAUUCUGAUAUUUUUCUUUCUAAAUCACUUUUAUGGAUUUCUGAUAAUCACUUAGAGGCAUAGCAUCACUUAGAUGAAAGCUUCCAAUUGUAUCUAUGCUAUUUAUUCUGAUUUUAUAAUUUCUUAACAGUUCAUACUAUAUUUCAUUAUUUCUACACAUUCAAAUUUCAUAUGUUGUUUCUACAUUUUGUUCUAUAAUUAAUCUAAUAAUUUUUUUCUUCAUUAAUUCUGUUUGGUAUGACUAAUAGUUUAUUGAUAAGUGUGAUGUGUCGCUC